AUGACGAUCAUGUUGGCGGUGGUGCUGCUCUUGGUGGUCGCCGCCGCUGUUGGCCAGGUGCGGGCCACGCCCGUGCGAGCGUUGGACGGCUUGGGCCACCCCGUGGCCUGGUGGGCCGUACUCAAGCUGCCGUCGCAUGUGCAAUCGCCUGAUGGCCCCGAGGCGCGCGUGGUCCCGACGCCGUGCGACUGUCCGGCCCCGGACUGCAGCAACGUGCCGACGCGGGGCUGGCCGGCGCUGGAGACGCGGGCCACGGGGCUCUGCUACCUCUACGCGGACUCGAAGCAUCCGCAGUUCCGACACUUCCGGGACGUGGGCUUCGACUGCCUGGGCCAAGGGGGGAACGACCCACUGAGCCAGACGCUCAAGCAGAAGGAGGCGGGCGCCGAGUACUGGGCGUUGUUCAACGACCAGCUCAAUGGCGUCGCUGGCGAUUUCCAUCCAAACAAGACCAAGGACGUUGAAGAAGGCAAGCGCGUGUGUGGAGGGGGCGACAUAUUCAGCGCCCACGCUAAGGGAGCGGUGGCAUUUCAAGGCGAUGGCAGCGGCGGCUUCUUCCUGCAGACGUCGACCCCCAACUUCCCCGAUCCAACGCAUAACGACUCCUUUGUGAGACUUGGCUGCCAGGCUGAUAACAACGUGCAGUUCGCUCAGCACAUGAUGGCCAUGUCAAUUGGGGAUAGUGAACUAGUUGAGCUGGGCACGAAGCUGCAGCUUGCGAGGUUGUGCUCGGGCAACUUCUUCCGGGACGAAUCACUGCGGGAUCUACUGGCGAGUGUCAGUUUGUUCGAGGAUGGACCGAAGCAGGAGAACACGAGCGCCUCGGCCUUUUACCAUGCGCUGCUGGACCCGGAUCUACCGGAGCAACAAACGUCAGACCCGAUGAAGGCCGAGUUUCGCCUCAAAUUGUUGGACGGUUCUACUGAAGCACAGAAGAAGAGUCGAGUGUUUGAGCCGUUGGCAGAGAACCAGCAGCUUCAAGAAUUUGUCGACGAUGGAACACGAGCUGAACAGGAUGUGUUGGUGCUGGUCAAGUGUCCACGAGCUGCUGUGCCUCCGUGGGCGUUGGUGGCUGAAAUGCUGGAUUCCGAUGUUAGUGUGGCGUCGUGGUGGGACGGGAGCUACGGCAUCCCCACUAUUUGUGCGGGGGAUGUCUUCACCAACUCGCCGAAUGAGUUUUGCCUAAACGACCCACCGACGGGCGUGGAGUUGAAUGCGGACGGGUCUGCUCCGUACAACAUCGAGAACCUUAUGCAAGCCACAUGGUGGAUGAGCGACGGGAGUGCAAAUUUGACGUGGCAACUCGUUGGAGGAAGGGUCCCUGAUGGCAAUCAUGCCAAGUGGGGGCUCACAACACCUCGGUUUGGCCACGUGAAUACCUCGAACGCUUACGUGACGUUCGGUGACCUCAACAUGGAGGGCUUCCCGUGCUCCAAGGCAUGCAAUGUACUUCCGACGUUUGAGGAGCUCCGCAUGUGCCAUCGAGGCUGCAUCAAGAAAAUUGAGGAGCAUCUGGAACCAUCUCAGUUGCCAGCGUUGAGUGCCAACGCGUCGUCCUUCUGGUCGGUGGGUCUGAGUUGA
This is a messenger RNA of Phytophthora sojae, 1581 nucleotides long. RefSeq lists its product as hypothetical. Gene Ontology annotation, molecular function: deoxyribonuclease II activity. Bases 1 to 1581 code for a protein of 526 amino acids. The transcript is spliced from 4 exons. Gene Ontology annotation, biological process: apoptotic DNA fragmentation. The record is from RefSeq and is a predicted model, not a curated record. Lineage: Eukaryota; Oomycota; Peronosporomycetes; Peronosporales; Peronosporaceae.